Symbiodinium sp. CCMP2456 is the source of this 291-nucleotide messenger RNA. The record is from the annotation of a GenBank genome assembly. Lineage: Eukaryota; Dinophyceae; Suessiales; Symbiodiniaceae.
AUGCUUGCAAGCGGUUGCCAGGCUUUGACGGAGGUGUUGGAAGAGAUCGAGUACCUUUCUCCUCAGGCCCAGCAGCUGCCGCGCGCGCGGAAUCAGACGAAGGAGCUGCAGCAGUGUCUCAGUGACGCGUGUGGCCAUGGGGAGGCCAUGCUUCGAAGCAAAGCUCAAAGUUCCUCGAGGCUGGCGGAGCUUCGGAGCAUCUUCUCUGACUCAAUCAGUGCUGAGGGGGACGUUCAGCGCGAAGCGCUCAUCGACGGCAUGGCCGCAGAGAACGCAGCGCUGUGGCGCAUG